Molecule: messenger RNA, 4035 nt
Organism: Cannabis sativa
Lineage: Eukaryota; Viridiplantae; Streptophyta; Magnoliopsida; Rosales; Cannabaceae
Product: probable disease resistance RPP8-like protein 2
Exons: 1
Coding region: 1-4035 (1344 amino acids)
Biological process (GO): defense response to other organism
Molecular function (GO): ADP binding
Source: RefSeq, a predicted model, not a curated record
AUGGAAUGGGCGGUCCUGACGGAUGUAGCAGCUGGUGCCAACCUAUUUGGGGUUUCGCCGCUGGAUGAGAAUGCCAUCUCCGCCGGUUCUCCAAACUUUGGUUUGGUUCUGCUGACAUAUUUUCUGGAACACCAAAAGGAUAAUACAGCAACCAAGAAGACAAACGCAUUCUUUGAUUUUAACCAGUUUGAUGCCCACUUGUGUUUGAUAUUUUGUUUGACUUUGUUUUGGCUUUACGUAAAGCAUAUAACAUUGUGCCGAGUCCUGUUGUGUCUUUCUCUCAUCACAGCAGGCAUUUUCAUUUUUGUAAACUUCAUAGCAUUUCAACUCCUGGACAAUGACAUCAAGUGGAUUAGGAAAGAGUCGGCGCUGUUGCGUGCCAUUGUGGAUGAUGAAGCUGCAAUUUCUUCUUUGAGUAACCAAGUGAAGAAUAAAGGGCAUCAACUAUGGGAUACUGGACUAGACUACAGUUCUAGUACAGCAGAAGCUGUUGGGCUAACUGGAUUCGAGGUAUCUUGGGUAAACGAUGCGAGUGAAGUUGUUGUCAAGGCAGAUAAGCUGAUCAAAACCUUUGAGGAUGGAAGAAAUAAUAAAUUAAAGUUCAACAGAAUAUCUUUGUCUUUCUCAACAAUGAUCAAGUACUUAACAGAUAUAAACGAGCUAUUUCUUAAUACCACGCAGGUCAAGGAUCGUAUAAACAGCAGUUUUACGGUGAAGAAAGCACUUAAAUUACACAUCUGCGAGUCACUGGAGAAAUCAUGGUCUGUUAUAAGAACGCUUCUGGAGAGGCCUAUUGAAGAACACGAGAACAAGUUGGUCAACUCUAUACUACAAACUGGGGCAGGAGGGCUGAUAUCUUCUGUUUUAAAGGAAGUAGAAGCUGCUAUCAAAAUGAUCGAUCGAAAAAGUUUAGACAGCAUUAAAGGCCAAACAGUUGAGAUGCAACUGAUGCUACUCUGUCCUUUCUUGCAACACAUCAAAAAUCUUCGCCUGGAGAGCCAAAUUGAAAGGGCAUGGUUGAUGGAUUUAUAUGAAAUCGUGAGCAAAGCCAGGGCUGCUAUCGACACCUUUUCAAAAGUAUCUUCUUCACUUCGAUGUAAGUGGCUUAGAGCUCUAUAUAUUCUCAGAUUUUGCAGAGCAAGGCGAAAGUUUAAGGCAGACAUGAAGUACAUUGAUGCCAGCUUCUCUGACCUUUUCGAAAGGAAGGAAAAGUAUGGUUUCCAGUUCAUCAUACGAGAUCCAUCAAAAUCCAAACACCGUUAUUUUCAUGAGACAGAUUUUGAAAUUAACUUUCCAUCCCUUUUACACAAGUUUCGCUCUUACCUCAAGACGGAGGGGCCACGACUAGGCUGGGUCUUCGAUAAGCUUAGGUUGAUAUGUGACCAGAUGGAGAAAAUGCUUAAUCUCUUGAAUAAUGCAAACUCAACUGCUGCAAUUCAAAAUAUCAGAGAAGCUUGGUCGAAGCAAAUGGAAAAUAUUGUAAACGCAGUUAUCAACUCUACAACAACAUUUGUGACAUAUGCAAAGAGCAACAAUACAUUGUUGAUUACACGAGCUAGCCUUCAGCUUUCCCAAGAAAUCGACCAAACCAAGCAUCAUAUGUGUGUUCUCCAAAGAAGCAUAACAGCAUACAGCGGCGAGUUAAGAGAAGAUUCAAGCUUAGUAAUUGGUCUAGAAGAAGAUGUAGAAGCAGUUGUUUCACAAUUGACUGCCAGCAUUACUGAUACUGAACAUCAAGAUUGCAACACCGUUGGCGUUUUUUCAAUAGUAGGGAUGGAGGGCAUAGGUAAGACAACCUUGGCCAAAAAGAUUUAUGGUCAUAGAACUGUUGUGGCCCAUUUCCCUAUACGUCUGUGGCUUUCUAUACCUCAAGAUUACGACGAUCAAAUUUCAUUUCUCGAUGAUGUAAUGGUACAGGUUAUGGGUCAGCAUGGUCUUAUUUUGGAAGAGAAACUCGAACACUACAAGCAGAAGAUAGGCCAUAUUCUAAUGAAGGACAUGUUCUUUCUCUUUCUGGACAAUAUCUCAACAAAUAAUGUUUUUGAUAAAAUAAUGGAAAGAAUGUCCUUUGGGAAAACAGAAGGGAGCAGAAUUCUAAUCACGUCACAAAAUGAGAAUGUGGCUUCAGUAGCUGACCCAAAUCACAGUAGUUACAGCACUCUAAAACUUCGUCUACGAACCACAGAUGAAAGUUUAAGCUUGCUCAAACAGAUGGUGUACAUUUCUCCACAAGAAGAAACAAUUGCACAUGAUAUUGCUAGAAGAUGUUUGGGCUUACCGCUUAACAUCAUGCGUGUUGGAUAUAUGAUGUUGAAGCAGAACGCCACCGCUUCUGAGGCUCUUGCCACAUUACCAUUGUUAAAAAGUAGUUUCACAGAAACUGGACAGAGGAAGUUUCCUUCACAUAUACAAAAACUACUAGAGAACUUUGAAAUCUUUCCCAAGGACUUUGAUAUCCCUGUUAGGAGAUUAUUGACGUUGUGGGUCUCAGAAGGAUUAGUAGAACAAAGUGGAGAUGAUAACGAAACUCUUGAAGAAAUUGCAGAGAAGCAGCUUUAUGAGCUGAUUGAUCAUGGAAUUGUGCAGAUAGUUAAGAAAAAUACCAGCGGGAAAGUGAAGACAUGCCGCUUUCCAUGUACAAAACAACCACGAUAUCUCCAGUUUUCUCAUGAUUCACCACAAAAGCUCAUGCACCUUCAAAGGCUCGCUCAUCAUUUUAACAGAAACGGUCUCAGCCUUUGUCUCAUCCACAGUGAUAUUGACUCAAAACUUGAUGAUAUGGGAGACCAUAAUAGACUUCACUCUUUUCUACCUUUCGAUCCUCAACAGGACGAUGAACCUAGAGAUGACAUUGGUUGCUUUCUUCGCGCAGGCAAUGAAUUUCUAGAAGGUGGCUUUGCAAAAUGUACUUUUGAACUAGACUACAAAAACCUUCACUCCUUUCUAACUUUUGACCCUCGAGAAGGAGAAGAACCUGGAGAAACAAUAGGAAACUUUCUUUGCAAGGGAAUUCAACUUGGUCAUUUUCAACAAUUGGAGGUUCUUGAUCUUGAAGGCGUUUUCAAACCUGAAUUGCCCAACAGCAUAGGAAAGCUUAGAAGGUUGAAGUAUCUAGGCUUAAGGUGGACUUACUCGCAGAGAAUCGCAUCGUGCAUAGGUGACUUAGUGCACCUUGAAACCUUGGAUGUGAAGCAUACUUAUGUCCGCUCUCUCCCCAGUUCCAUCUGGAAACUGCAGAGACUUCGAAAUCUGUACUUGCAUCACAGCAACCGAUGCAAAUUUAUGCAUCAUCCAAGAGGCAAUUUCCUGAAGAAGCUUCAAACUUUGUGGGGUGUGUUUGUUGAUAAAGAUAGCCCUCUCAAGGAUUGCCUAGACAAGUCAAACGAUCUGAGGAAGUUAGCAAUGGUGUUCCACUUGGAUGGAUUUGAGCAAAUGAGAUUGUCAUCGCGAAUGUCUAAACUGAAGCGCCUUCAAACUCUAAGACUAAGAUCGAUUGAUGAAACAGGUAAGCCCAAUAGCCUAUUCUUGAGCCCUUCGAGCCUUACCAAUCUCUCUAGGAUAGAGUUAUUUGGGAGGAUAGUGAAUCCUCUCCUUAUAGACGAACUCACUCACAUUCACAAACUUACCGAGAUUACCUUAUCAGCCUCAGCUCUUACAGAUGAUCCAAUGCCUAAGCUAGGAAAACUCCCCAACCUUAAACAACUAUACUUAUAUUCUGACUCUUACAAGGAAGCAAGCAUGGUUUGCAAGAGUGACGGAUUUCCUCAGCUUCUAGUCUUAAAGAUAUGGAAGAUAAACGAUUUGAAAGAGUUGAUUAUUGAAGAAAAAGCACUGCAAAAACUUCGGGACUUGGAGAUAAGGGGUUGUGAGAGAUUGCAAGUCCCAGAUGGAUUGAAGAACUUGAAGACACUAGCUGAAUUGAAGCUAACUGACAUGCCAGAGGAAUUUUCAAGAAAGAUUGUACGUGACAAGAUGCUAAUUUGGGGUGACAUUACUCAGUCUCCAUUGAUCAAUAUCCUUGACAAGGACAGUUGA